GCCAGCCCAGCCCGCCUGCUGGUGGCCAUGUCGCGUGGAAGCCCAAACGGGGGUUCAGGCGAGCCCUUGUCAAGGUUGAGCAUGCCCCACCUUCCCAAAAGGGCGAGGGGGGCCAACUGGACGGGCCUGAGGGGCCUGACGGGGGAGGGGAGGGCCCAUGGCGCCAUGGACCCAAAGACCCAAAGUUUCCCGCUCGCUCCCCCAACUUUUUGGAAUUCCCAGGCCCAUAAUCCGGUGGCCCAGGGGUCAGCACCAACAAAACCACCGACAGUCCCGCCAGCCCGCCAGCCCGCCAACCCGCCCAUUCCGUCGUCGUACCCAAGGCAGACAGACAGCCAGACAGCCAGCCAGGGCGCGAGAUCAGACGGGCGGUAGGCACUCAGGCACUUGCAGCAAAGGCAAUUACGGACGAACACUGACACAAACACACGAGCUGCCCCAGCCUUGUGGAACUGGAACCGUGCCUGUGCGCCAGCUACACAAACAAAACACGCCAGCCCGAGGUUGGAAACUCAAAAAUCGUACAUCGUAUUCGAGGUCCAAGUGAGGCAGGUGGGAGUGAGUGGUGAGGUGAGAAGCUGGCAAUUAAGCACCCCCAGAACGGGCGGGCAGCGGGCAACUCCCCUAGCGAACUAGCACGGACUCGGGCCACAGACCACAGAUCACAGACCACAGACCGCAGGCCAGACAAAAAAAGCCCACUUUGACAAUCCCACACAAGAGCGUGGCCGGCCUAUCAAGACGUCAACUUAUUAAUUCGCCACACACACUCGCACUCACUCACUCACACAACGCACACGCACCACGCACCACGCACCACGCACACAAAUUGCAUCGGCGCAGCGGCGGUGUCUCUGAUCUCAGCUUGGCCCAGACCCAGACACCACCACUGCCACCUGAUUCGAUUCGCCUCGACCCCCAACCGACCGACCCUUGCCGACUCGACUUCAGCCUCCUUGGCGAGCACACAAGAAAGAAGCCAUCCGUCUACGGAGUGCAGUCCCCGUGCAUACAUACAUGCCCCUACCUGCCAGCCUGCCAGGCCCGUCCUGAGAUUACCACCCCGAUACCGUCGGUCGCCACCGUCUGCUGCCCCUGCCCUGCCCUACCUAGGUACCCUGUCCUGCCCACCAGCCGACCAGCGACGACGACUUAUUACGACUUGUCUGGUGUGCGCGUGUGUGUGUGCCCCGGCAGCCCGGGCGGCAGCAUUAACUGACUAACCCAUUACGCACUCUACUACCCGUCACCGUCAAUCGACCUUACCUUAUUACACACCUGCCUCUCAAAGCAAAGGCCAACCAUCCACGCCCGGUUCCAUCCUGUCCCAUCGCACCAUACCCGCACCGCCUUGGAAGCGCACACCAGCGCCUCGCAUGGUGCCAUCGCCUCCUCGUCCAUCACCGCGCCCCCGGGCUUUCAUGACUCUUCGCCUGCUGCAAUCAACCCGCCAGAAGCAGCAGCAGCAGUAGCAGCAUGUCGGCCACCAACCCAAGUGAGGCCGCAUCGGGCGGCAGUUUCGACCUGCUGCGCAGGGCCACGGCGAAAAUGCUCUACAACCGGUCAGUCAUUCAUUUCCUGUCUGGCCUUGGCCUUGCCUCCUUGCCUCCUGGCCUCCUUACUCGCUCUCCUGCACAUCCGGUGAUUCACCGCGCAUCAGCUACAACUUCACACUCGGCGGCCCGCGUUCCAAGUUCCAAGUCUUUGCCAGUCUGCAGUCAGUCUCCCGGUGGUGGAGCUGGCCCCCCCCAGUGGGAGGGGUGCACCCUGCCCUCAUGGCAGGACUCCCCCCGGCCCCAAUACGUCCCCCAAGAAGGUUCUAACUGCACUCCUCCUGCUCCCAAACGCUGCAGCUGCACCGUCUUCCUUCUAGAACCCCUAGUCUGGGUAGUCUGGGUAGUACACACGACAAUGCGCGUCACCACACAGACGGGCUGCCUUGUUUAUUUCUGGCGGCCAGCGCCUGCCUCUCCACUUUAACUCGCUCUUACAUCUCCCUCAACUCACCUCACCUCGACCGGUACGGCCUCUGAUGCCCAAACCAAGUGGAUGUUGGAUACCCGGCUGGCUGGCUGGCUGUCGGUCUUUGCCUGUUUUGUGCCAGCCAGCCAGGCUCGACUUGCACACUCGCUUGCAGGACCCUUGUUGCAGCUUGCCGCGGCUGGCCCAGGCAGUUUAGUCUAGUUGCCCUGCUGUGAGGUCGCGGAAUCUUGGGGCAGAAUUGCCAUAUGGCAGCGGCAUGGGCAUAUGGCAGAUGCGACAGGGUCCUUGACAGACAGCAUUUACCCACCGGCCCACACCAGCCCAGGCUGAGUGGGGGCACGCUGGGCCUCCCCUCAGGGAAAAGCACCCAACGCGCCCAAUGGCACGCCCCACGACAGCGUUUUCGGCGACAAAUUGCAUCGAUGCGUCGCCGUCGCGCCGUGGUCGUGGUGCGGUACUUGGCCGACGCCGCCAGCUAGCCCGUUAUCACCUCAACCUCAACGUCACGGAAUGGUCAAGCUCGAGCAAUUGCCCGUUCCCCAGCCUGACUCGGUCUAGUACCGCUCUCCCUGGGCAUAUCUCCGUUGUCCCGGCUGCCGCGUUACCAGCCUGGGACUGGACUUUUUUGCGCGGUGUUUCGGGUGGCCUACCGCACCAUCCAUGGCAUAGUACCAUUAUACGGAGUACCAUCAUACCGAGUACUGUACAUCCAUCCAGCAGAGGCACCUGGGCUGCUGGGCUGCUGGGCUGGGCACAUUAGCAACCUUAGCACCCAUAAGUGCCUGGGCUACCACAAACGUGCAGCAGGCUGUUGAGGUACUGCGGACUGGCCGAGCACCAGCUCCUAGGAGGCUGGUGUGCGUUGGGCACUGCACCUAGUCUCCUGCACCUGCACCCAAAGCCCGUACACACCUGCACACCGUCGAUUCUCCUGCUGGGAGGCCCCUUUCCCCCCUGCUGUCUGUCUGUCGGUCUGUCUGUCUGUCUCUCCUGUCCGUCCGGCUGCAGUCCCCUAUCUCCUGCCGGGUGUCCGAGUUUUGAACUCCGGCCGACACCACGAGGGAAGAAAGCCAGGCCUGUGGUCCCCGGAUAGCCAGCCCACUGCGCACGAGCUGCCCACUGCCCGCCACAUCUGCCGCGGCGCCGGGGGGGGGGGCUGACUGAGCUUCAAAUCAGUCGAGCGAGCUUGCCAAUGACUCGCUGACCGAGCGUGUCCCUGAUGUUACUGUUACUGCGUUCACACCCCCCACACACGGCCCCAAGUGAGACUCGAAGCACCCUGUGCCUGGCGCGCCCCGGGCAAACUCUCCCUCCCCCCACCCCACAUGCCCACAUGCGCCCACCUUUUUGGUUCGUUGUCCCAGGCUCGGUUCAUCAACCACAGACCACAGGCCGCACAGCUCCAGGUAGUCCCAAGGAUGCUGGGCCUUCCAGGCUGCCAGGCUUCCCAGCUUCCCAGCUUCGACGAGAGCUAGCCCGGAGGUGGGCGGGUUCUCGGAGAUGACACACUUUACUGGCUGCGCAGCAGGCGCUCUUGCAUGCACCGUUUUGCAAUGUCGUCCUGCAAUUCGGCCCUGCCCCAGUGGCCCAGUGGCCACUGGGCCAGCCCUCACUGCUCAGGCCCUGAAAGUCCCGACGGCCAGUGUGCCCCCAGCAUGGCUCCAGCACGUUGAAAAAUUCUCCAAUUUUCCCAGCCCAAGGACGUCAUUCAUUGACCCGCACAUGGGCGCACCCCCUCCCGCAGAUUAGCAAUUCCCCAUCGUGGCCUGCCUCUUUAAACACCCUGACCCGCACACUAUCGUCACCGCUGGGACUUUCACAAGCUUACUGCCCCUGUCUUCCGAUUCCUGCCGCCUGCCCCUCCGCCCUCCGCCAUUUUUCUGCACCCUACCUACCCCCAUAAGAAAGCGCAGGCAGAAUGGAAAAUCAAAAUCCUAACGAGCGCAGCAGGACUGCCGCGGCAGACAACGAGGACGGCGCAGACCAGAUUUACGACGCCCCUCGCUCCGGCAUCGCUACCCCCCAACCAGAUCUCCAAGACAAGCGACUGCCCGGCAUCAUGAGCUACUUUACUGGCCAGGUUCGUCCAGCCUCUCUUCAGCGUCUGUGGUCUGGCACCUUUUCUGCGACUACAAAGGCCGAGGCUGCGCCUCGUGAUGCGCCUCGGCAGGAGGAGCAACGGGAAGAGGCAGGGGCGGAGGCGGAGUCAGGGCAUGACAAGCAGCAGCAUCUCACUUCCUCCCCACCACCACCACCACCACCCUCACAACUGCCAGUCAGCCCUGUCGAUUCCUCCUCCCGCAGCCCAUCUGAGGCCCAAGGACCACCUCUCCUCCCUCAUGAGACGGUGGGCGAGCUCUCAGAAGAGAAGCCUCCUCCCGAGAGCGCCGAGUUUCAUCCAUAUCCCACUCCUCCAACGUCCUCGCGCUCUUCGGUGCGCGGUGCCAAGGUCGGCGAGAACUGUGGCGAGGGCUCGAAGCAGAGGGCUGGCUCUGCUGUCACCCCGCCUCACCUCCACAAGACGAGCAUCUCGGAACUCACGAGCAUGAACGGCCGUAGGCCAUCUGCGCUUGUACCGGUGGCCUCGGUGGCCAUCACCGAGUCGAACGUGAAUGCUCGUCACUUCUCAACUCCUGGCAGUCGCAGAGUUUCCACUUCACUCAACCCCCCAAAGCACGAGAACCCCUCUCCCGCGAAGACAGACGAUGUUUCUGAAGACCCUGCUUCUGUUCGUCAACUUAAGAAGCUAACAAGCGACGUGGCUCAAAAGAGCGGCCAUUCCACCCCAACCCGAACACUCUCGUCCACGAAAGUAGCCCGAAAUGACGGAGCGGAUGAGCGGAGGACCAGCGACGAGAGCUCGAGCGCCACGGGCACCCAGACCCCUCCCAGCUCCAGCGCAGCAUCAAACUUGCCAACCGUCAAGGGCAAGCUCACCAUCAAGAUAAGCGAGGCGAGGGGUCUACGGAAAUGCCGGGCACCGUAUGUGGUUGCCGUUUUCCAGCGGAGCGAGCUGAUCUCAAGCGGCCCACGCAUGGAAGAGAACGACGAUGAGACGGCAAUCUCGAAUGUCGCCAUGGGAGGAGUGCCCAUUCAACGGCAGAGCAGCGAUUCAGGCCGGCCGAUGGCCAUCCCCAUGCGAAGCCGCCAGAGCAGCAACACCAGCACCGGCGAACCCCACAGCUUCCGAACCCGCACCCAACGUCAGUCGUUCACCAACCCUAAGUGGGACGCCGAGGCUGUAUUUGAUGUCGUCGACUCGGACAUGAUGGUCGACAUUUCAGUAUACGACCAGGGAGUGAAAGGCUCCGAAUUCCUAGGACACGUUGACCUGCAAGCGAGGCGCCCCGACAGCAAAGAGCCCAUCCGAGGCUGGUUUGCUCUGAAGGGCCACGCAGACACGAUGGAGGAGGACGCACCUACCGGCGAGCUAUACGUUGAGGCACUGUACCAACGGACAGAACGACGACACGUCGGCCCAGAAGAUUUCCAAAUCCUUCGCCUGAUCGGCAAGGGCACCUUUGGUCAGGUCUACCAGGUCAGGAAGAAGGACACGGGUCGCAUUUAUGCGAUGAAGGUUCUUUCCAAGAAGGUCAUUGUGCAAAAGAAGGAGGUGGCCCAUACCGUUGGAGAGAGGAACAUCUUGGUACGGACAGCGACGUCAGAGUCCCCAUUCAUCGUGGGCCUCAAGUUUUCAUUCCAGACGCCGUCCGACCUCUACCUCGUGACAGACUACAUGUCAGGGGGUGAGCUAUUCUGGCACCUGCAAAAAGAGGGGCGCUUCGACGAAAAGAGGGCUAAGUUCUAUAUCGCGGAACUUAUCCUAGCAAUCGAGCACCUGCACAAGAACGACAUCGUAUACCGGGACCUGAAACCAGAGAACAUCUUGCUCGAUGCCAACGGACACAUCGCGCUGUGCGAUUUCGGUCUUUCAAAGGCGAACCUCACAAAGAACGACACGACAAACACAUUCUGCGGGACAACUGAGUACCUCGCGCCAGAGGUUCUGCUGGACGAGCAAGGCUACACCAAGAUGGUGGACUUCUGGUCACUGGGCGUGCUGGUCUUCGAGAUGUGCUGCGGCUGGAGCCCCUUCUAUGCCGAGGACACCCAGCAGAUGUACAAGAACAUCGCGUUUGGGAAGGUCAGGUUCCCGAGGGACACCCUGUCGCUCGAGGGCCGGAACUUUGUCAAGGGACUGUUGAACAGGAAUGCGAAGCACCGUCUUGGCGCUAACGACGAUGCCGAGGAGCUCAAGCGCCACCCGUUCUUUAAUGACGUCGACUGGGAGGCCCUGGCGAAGAAGGUCAUCACACCGCCAUUCAAGCCGAGCUUGAAGUCAGACACCGAUGUGUCAUACUUCGACCCCGAGUUCACCAACGCUUUGAACACGAACGGUUCCCUCAACGAGCGAGCGGCUGCUCUGGCACGCGGCUUUGCCACGUCCACUCCCCUGUCACCGUCUGUGCAGGCCAACUUCCAGGGCUUCACCUUUGUUGACGAGAGCGCACUGGACGACCACAUGAGGGAUCGAAUGCACGACGAUGAGAUGGAUGUGGACCGGCACAGGCCCACGGACUGGGACGAAGUAGACGACAUCAACGCUCGGAAGCCAAACCGGAUGAGCGGGGUGGUCCGUUCCAACGACGAGCACCUCGUUGGUGGUGGUGAUUUCGACAUGUGAGGAAGCGGUAUCGGCUACCGCCGCCGCCGCCUCGCAUCUUUUCUCUCCCUAUUUGGGGUUACAAAAAGGCGAUCAACGGAUUUUCACGUUCAUGAGAUUGGUACUACGCAUCACGCAUUUGCAUAUGGGCGGUUCAGAAACAGUUGCGUUAGGCACAUGAUGCAGCGCAAGGCCCUGGCGUCCUGGAAACAGAAUUUGAUUUCAUGAUUGCAAAAACAAAACGAUUCUUCCGGUUGGGUCUCUUUGCGGGGGCCAUGAGACCCUCUGAUCAUUUGGGAGUCACGACGAUUGCUUGGACGCUGCUAUUUAGCGAAGCCUGUACGAGUGAGUGGUUGACCGCCAGCAGGAUGGGGGGAAGGGGGGACAGCAACGGCCUGGUGCGCCUCAAAUUGUGACUGUAUGUCCGACAGCAUGGGUUGAUCGGAGCAGUUUGGUGGCUAAUUUUGCACCGCCAGGCAAGAACCCAAGAUACUUGAUACUAGUAUCUCGACGGCCACUUUUGAGACAGGACAUGUCAACAUGGUAUGGCAUCUAGGAAGUAUUCCAGCAGCAGCAGCAGCAGCAACAGAGCGCUUUGCCAUGGGUUGGGGAGGGAUGGGAUUGCGCUCUUCUACUCUGAGAGGCAGCCGGAUGCCAUUAUGUAGUUAGGUCUCCAACAGAUCGAUGGAAAACAAUGUCUAAGGUGGUAAUUAAUAAUCCGACGUCCUCGACGCGGGCUUGCACCCCA
Diaporthe batatas is the source of this 7394-nucleotide messenger RNA. RefSeq names its product serine/threonine protein kinase SCH9. Gene Ontology annotation, molecular function: protein serine/threonine kinase activity; ATP binding. The record is from RefSeq and is a predicted model, not a curated record. Gene Ontology annotation, biological process: protein phosphorylation. Lineage: Eukaryota; Fungi; Ascomycota; Sordariomycetes; Diaporthales; Diaporthaceae. The transcript is spliced from 2 exons. Bases 3902 to 6667 code for a protein of 921 amino acids.